AUGAAGUUCAGUAAGGAUGUGAAAAUGUCGACGGCAAGGAAGUCCUCUCGCCGGUCGACUACUGUAGAUUUGCAGAAAUUGCAGAAGCAGCCUUUGGCCGAUUUUGUGAAGAGUCGCUACUUUGCUGUGGGUUCCGCACUUGUGAUCAUCAUGAGCACCGUGUUGAUUGGCAUUGAGACCCAGAUUUUUUCUAGCCUGUCCCACCAGAGGUCAGACUCGCAGCACAUCGCGAUGGCCCUAUCGGCAGCGAAUUACUUACUCACUUUGGUGUUCGCGGUGGAGGUGCUGAUGCGAAUAUACGUGCUAGGAAUCAUGCACCCAGGCGACAGGGUGUGGAACUGCUCCGACAUUGCAAUCCUGCUCCUGGCGCUGGCCGAGAUCGCUCUGGAGCUUGUGGUGCUCGCGAUCUUGGGCAAGGAUCAUAACCUCUGCGAUGGCGGUGGGAUGGCGAAGAUGGUGCGCCUGUUUCGCCUUACUCGGCUUCUCCGAAUCAUCCUGACGUUUCGCCAGUUGAAGCCGCUGCGUGUGUUGGUGCAUUCCAUAGCAUCCGCUGGCAAGUCCGUGUUCUGGGCCCUCAUGCUUCUCUUCAUGAUCAUAUUCUCCUUUGGAGUGAUCUUGACUCAGGCUGUGUCUGAGCAUACCGAAGGCGGCACGCGAGUCGAUGACGAUGAUCUAGUUUCGUACUACAGAGACCUCUUACGGUCAAUGCUCAGUCUUAUGAUGGUUGUGUCCGGGGGUAUCAGCUGGCAUGAGCUAGCAGCGCCGCUGCAGGGAACUGGGAACAUUGGGUGGUUGAUCCUAUUUCUGGUUUACAUUACAUUCGUGUACUUCUUUGUGCUGAACGUUGUGACAGGUGUGUUCUGCCAGAAUGCGAUCGAAGGGGCUCAACAGGAUCUGGAUCUUACCAUUGAGGCGCAGCUCAGGGAGAAGCAGGUAUACGCGGACCGCCUCAAGUUGCUUUUCGAGGAGAUGAACCAGGAUUGCGAUCCUGAAGAUGGGCUGACUGCGGCCGAUAUAAACGAGCAGAUGGAGAAGCCCAAAGUGCAGUCGUUUUCAAGGCCUUGGACAUUGACGCAAAGCAGACGUGGAAGCUGUUCAAGGUUCUGGACUCCGCCAACUCUGGCGCCAUCUCCCUCCAGGACUUCGUCGAAGGGUGCCUGCAGAUGA
Prorocentrum cordatum is the source of this 1167-nucleotide messenger RNA. Lineage: Eukaryota; Dinophyceae; Prorocentrales; Prorocentraceae. The record is from the annotation of a GenBank genome assembly.